This is a messenger RNA of Spirodela intermedia, 804 nucleotides long. The record is from the annotation of a GenBank genome assembly. NCBI's taxonomy places the organism in Eukaryota, Viridiplantae, Streptophyta, Magnoliopsida, Alismatales, Araceae.
AUGGAACUCCUCAUGAAGGGUCUCGUCCUGUACCUCUCGCUCUCGUCCUCGCUCUCGCCUGCCACAGCGGGGGCGGCGGAGGAACAGGUUGCGCCGUCUGUGGGGACGAUCAAGCGCCUGACGAAGCAGGACAUCCUGGCGAGCAUCCCGCCGGGGGAGGAGCCGGGCGAGCGGCCGUUCAUCACCUCGCUGGCGGGGAAGUACUCGGCGUACCUCGUCCGCAGCGCCACCGCGCCCGGCGCCGGCGGCUUCGGCAACGACUUCUGCUACGUGCAGGUGAGGGGCGGCGGCAACGGCGGCACGGGGCAGAGCGUGUGGGAGUCGCCCUGCGCGCCGGCCAGCGUGGAGAACACCUGCAGCCUGGUGUUCACCGCCGCGGGCCUGGAGGUGUUCGACGGGAGCCGCUCGGCGUGGGACACGGGGGUGGAGGAGCGGCACCUGGAGACGCUGGAGCUGGUGGAUGAGGGGGACAUGAGGAUCAGGACCGCCGGCGGCGACUUGGCGUGGAAGGCCGCCGACUAUCCACUAGCCAACCAGCAGUGCGGCGCGCCGGGCUCGCCGGGUCUCGCCGCCGCACGGCCGCCGUUCGCCUCGCCGAUCGGGGACGGGGGGAACCUCCCCUUCGGCCAGCCGGCGGAGGGUGACCAGCCGCAGCAGCCCGGCGCCGGCGCCGGCGCCGGCGCUGGCGGGCAGGAGCCUCUGGUAGACAACAGCCCCUUUGACAGCGCGAGCUUGAGGGCGGCCAUGGGGUCCUCCUGCUCCUCCGUGGUUGUGGUUCUGGCCCUGGUUCUCGUCCUCUUCUGA